UUGAAUGUACAUUUAAGCUCCACAAUGAAUGUUCUAUGUUGAAAAGUUAGAAAACUGAGGAUAACUAAAUGUAGAUCGACAGUUUGUAAUUGCUGAACUCUAGAUUUCUUGCUAAACUAUUUAUUAGAACCUACAUUUUUAAAAUGAGUAGGAUUAUUCAAGUGUUAUUAAGAAAGAUUAAAAUUAUCAGAAAUCGGCAGCUGAUCAAGCGACCGUUAAUCCUAUUGACACUUCUGCUGGUGAUAAUCUUCUCCAUUCGAUUGCUGCCAGUCCACAUGGUCUCACUGCCGGACAUUUACAGCGCCUAUCGCGUGAGCUCAGAGUUUCACCACCAGGUCACCGCACACCGACGGUUCCUGUUCCUCACGGACCCCAUCAUCAGCACCUGGCACCAGGAACCUGCAGACCUCACCUACUACCUCAGGAAACGGGACUCCCUGUUCAACGUGGCCAGAAAUCCCGAGGGGUGA
Messenger RNA from Physella acuta, 470 nucleotides. RefSeq lists its product as uncharacterized. The record is from RefSeq and is a predicted model, not a curated record. NCBI's taxonomy places the organism in Eukaryota, Metazoa, Mollusca, Gastropoda, Physidae.